GUCCUGGUACGCUGCAAGUUCGUAUUGUCCGUGCUCGAGACUCGUGUCUGUGGGCUAUGUACAGUGUCCUGUGAAAUACCGUUGGAUUACUGUUCUUCUUGAUAUUCCUGCUUUUGUGGAUUACCAUAUACAGGAAAUGACUCGGCCAAGGAAACCACUGGUUAGGGAAGUAAACCCUCAUCUUAUCUGUGUCCUUUGUAGCGGUUACUUUAUCGAAGCCACGACCAUCGUCGAAUGCCUGCAUUCUUUUUGCCGUUCUUGUCUACUGAAGUAUCUCGAGAACAAUAAGUUCUGUCCCAUCUGCGAUGUGCAACUUCACAAAAACAACCCCAUGCUUAGUGUCAGAUGCGACCCUAUCCUGCAACAGCUUGUGUACAAGCUGGUACCUGGGCUGUAUGCUAAGGAGAUGGCUCGAAGACGGAAGUACUACUCCGAGCUUGGUGGUCCUAGCUCGGAUUCGGAGAAUGUGGAGUAUCCAAUCGCCGAUACCUACUUCUCCCCCAGCGAUUCCAUCAGUCUUUCUCUAGAGUUCGUCAGUCAUGUGCCUAAGGAAGAAGAAUCAAGUAAUGAAAGUGAUACUGAAAACAAUGGAGACAAACAGGCGGUUCAUCAUAGAAGAUAUCUGCAAUGCCCUGCUGCUGUUACCAUGUCUCACCUAAAGAAGUUUCUGAGAAUGAAGUACAACUUAGGCCACGACUAUAAUGUUGAAAUACUAUAUUCAGGAGAAGUGCUGAAUGAUGAAUUCUCCUUGAUGGAUGUGGCCUACACGUUUUCAUGGAAUAAGGCUUCUCCGAUGCGCUUUCAGUUUCGCAUGUACCAAAAACCUAGUUCACCAACUAUCGAGAAAAUUGUUGAAAAAGAAGAAUCCGCAGUUGAAAUUCCGGAAACUAUUGAAGAGUCCGUCGAAGAAGCAAUGGAUGAAAAUGUAGAAGAGGUUGCUGAAGAUUCUAUUGAUGGUAUUGGAGAUGAUCAAAACGAUGAUCAAGAAGAAGCCGAUAUGGAGCUAGAAAAGUCUAAACAAGUUGACGAAGAAGAGGAAGAUGAGGAAGAUAUAGCUCUCAAUAAACGUCUCGAGGAUGCUGUUGAAGAAGAAGCAAUUGAAGAAAUCGAAGAAGAUGAAUCUCCGCCUCAGCUAUCUCCACCUCGAGAACCUGUAGUGCCAAAAGAACCAGAGCGACCGAACGGUCUCAAGAGACCUCCAGUUCUUGAAAGUCAUUUAUCAAAAGAACCAGAACCGAAAAAAGCCAAGAGAAGCCCGUCUCCAAAAGUGGAGCCGCUUAGAUUCAAACACGAUGAUAAGCGUUUCUUAGAAGAUAUGAUCGAAGAAGAUACCGAUGAAGAUAGGCUUCACAUAUCUCCUUCGGAGGAGGAAAAGAGUCCAAUACCUGUAUUGGAGCCGGUUGUUGAGGAGAAGCCUAGAUCCGAAGAAAGGAGAAGAGAAAGGAAGAAAAGCAAGAAAGGAAAACAUCAUCAUCAUCACAGGCAUCAUGACAGGAAGAGGUGUGACUCUCCUCCCGCAGCGACCAUUGUUCAUUCUCCUGAGAACGAUAUCAUGAAACUUAAAGUGAAGCUAACAGCCAUCAAAAACUGCAACAACAUGGUGAAAGGUUACAGUGUCGUGGAGGGUGGCAUUGAUGAUAAAAAGGAAUCGAAGGAAAAUGGGCAUUCCACAAAAGCGGAAAGACAAUUAGAGAAGCAGGAAAAAGUUAAAAUGCAAAAAGAAGAGGAACCGCCUAAAAAACCAGAAGUGGUCACUUAUAAUAACAAUAAUAAUAAUAACAAUAAUAAUAACAAUCACAACAAUAAUAAUAACAACAACAGCAACGGCCCUAAUAAUCAUGAAUUCAGCCGCAGAUUAGAGAUCAAUAAAGAAAAACUAUUACAGAUGAGAAAUAUACGGAAAUCUGUUCCAAAACAAAACGGAACAAUGAAGGUGGAGCCUUUGAAAAUGCCUCCAUCGUCUAUAACCGUCAGCAAAAUUACUGCAGCCGAGAAGCGGCAAAUGGAGCAGCAAAAGCUGCUGAUGAACCGCAACAACAGCAACGGGUUGGACCCCAAGAGACCCUCGCUGGAGAUCAUGUUGGUGAACGCCCCGAGGAAGGCCGAGGUACCAGAGGUGAAGCCGGAGGUGAAGAAAGUGAUGAGGCCCACGCCACCAUCGAUCCCACUGUCCCGGCUGCCCAAGGGGACCCUGCCCAAGUCCUCGCCGCCGCCCCUCCGUGCCGUCAAGCCCGCGCACGAGGAGGCCCUCGACCUCUCCGGCAAGUCCUCCAGGAAGUCCCCUGAAGUGGUUCCAGAGCCGCCCACCCUCAAGAUACCCAUGCUCGGCAAGCCUCCGAUGGUCGGCUACGGCUCCGCGAGGCCAUGUAAGCCCAACCAGACCGUACGGCAGAUCCCUAAUCCUUCGGCUCUCCUGUACAGGCAGCACUGUCUCAAUGGACGAGGUCUUCCUCCUCCGGUCGUGCCGCUGUCAUCCCUCAGGCAGAUGGAGUCCAUGACCAAGAAAAUUGAGAAGGUUGCCGCUGGGCUUUCCGUCAAGGCAGCUGCAAGUUAUGCUGCCAAAUAGUGGUGCAGUUACAGUAGAUGUUAAAUUAGUACGUAUUGAACUAGUCCCAAUUCUUUAAAGUACAAAAUUUUCACUGCUAUAGAAUACAUUGUAACUCCGUUUUAAAGACUGUAAAUAUUGUAUAUAAGAAUUGAACUUGUUACGUGUACUUAUAAAGCUUGAACGUCUACCAGAGUCACUUUUCUUUUCCUCUGUAGGCCUAUAUUAUAAGUAAGUAAUGUCGGCUUAAACAAUUUAGGAUUUUAAUUAAAUAUAUAUAUAUAUCGAAUAUAUAUGUAUGUUUUGUAAAUAAACAAAUUAUUGAAUAGAAAAUAUAUAUUGUUAAUGAAUUAGUUAAAGAAAAUUGUGAAUUUAUCUUAUAAAUAUGUAUGUAAUGUGAAGAUUCCGGUUAGGUUUAUGGUUUUGUUGUAUCAUCUUUGAAUGAGACUGAACGAUCGCUACUGAUUGAGAUGAUUUUUUUAAAUUUCUUUGUUCUCUUUUUUUAUUAUUUAAUCAUUUAAGUUAUUAUGUUACUGUUUUUCAGCUGUUGGUUUACUACAUUGAUGCAAUGGUUAUUGUGUUCCUCUUAAUAAAAAAAAAUUAAAAAAAAAAAAGAUCUCAUUUUGAACUUAAACUGAUUAAUUCAAUAUCCCUAAGAUGGAUGAUAGAUAUGCAUUUCUUUGUUUUGUAGUAUGAUACAUGUAGUCUUGUUUAUGUGUUUGUUAUUUAUGCAUAUGUUUAUAUUUUCUGUUGAGUUAAAUGUAUUUUUGUUCCUCUUGUAAAUCCUUAUGUACUAUUUAUCAGGCGUAUAUAUAAGCGUUAUGUAUAUUAUUUUUAAUCAAUGAAUUUUAUUUUAUUUCCUGUAUGGAAUAAUUUCUAUGAUCUAUAAAUUUUAAAUUUCAAAAUGAAUAAUAAACACAAAAAUGCAAACGAUGUCCUAAAAAAAAUACGAACCCACUUCUAAUGUAAUUUCAAAGGUAUUAUUUAAUUAUGUUAAUUUAUUAUAUCAGCACAUCAACAUUGUAUGGAAUUAUUAUAUUUUAAGUUAUGUUGGUAGAAAAAUUCAUAUUAUAUCCCAAAUAAAAAUAUGUUUUUUUUUA
Nezara viridula (southern green stink bug) is the source of this 3645-nucleotide messenger RNA. Lineage: Eukaryota; Metazoa; Arthropoda; Insecta; Hemiptera; Pentatomidae. The record is from the annotation of a GenBank genome assembly.